CGACAUGAUCUGCUCGGGUAACUACAGUUAAGUCGUCUAGGUCACGUGACAACUUAUUCCGGUUCUACUUCCUGUUGUCAAUUCAUUUCUUAAUUAUUUCUUUUUGCUCUAACGUUUCACUUAACUGUUUUUGCAACAAGUCAGGAGUGAAUUGUAUAUGGAGGCACGCAUUUUCGCGGGCUAAACGCACCCUGAGUGUCAAACUGAGUCGGAAACAAACAGGUCAGCUAAGGCAAUUUGUCAGCUAACUAAUGCUAACCUAGUUGCUAAUAUUAGCUAGUAGCUAUCGUAUUUACCCUAUUUUACACAGUCUAUGUAUUUACCUAGAAUGACAGCUGUGCCACGGAUGUCUUUUUAGAUUUAGCUUUUGUCCAUCAGCUUCAACCGGUGAGCUUCACAUCGAUAAAACCCCCCAGCAGCUAUUCAGUGUGCGAGCUAGCACCAUGGCCAAUCUGCUGUCAAUGCAAUGCGCUGUCUCUCUGAGGAAAUCUGGAAGCCUCGUUAGUUUAAGAGCUGCGGCUCUGGGCAUCGACAAGCGAAACUACAGCAGCCAAAAAGGGUCUUCAACCGAGUAUUUGCACCAAAGUGUUGUACCAUCGAUGCAUUACCAGAAGAGUUUACCCAGGCUACCCAUACCAAAACUGGAGGAUACUAUCAAGAAGUAUUUGGCUGCCCAGAGGCCUCUGUUGGAUGAUGACCAGUUCAGAACAACAGAGAAACGUGCGCAUGAUUUCCAGAAUGGUGUGGGGAAACAGCUGCAUGAAGAACUGGUUGCUCAGGACAAAAACAAUAAGCACACAAGCUACAUCUCAGGACCAUGGUUUGACAUGUAUCUUUCUGCACGCGACUCUGUGGUGCUGAACUUCAACCCCUUCAUGUCCUUCAAUCCUGACCCUAAAACAGAGUACAAUGACCAGCUUGUGCGGGCGACCAAUAUGGUGUGUUCAGCAGUACGCUUCAUGAAAACCCUGCGAGCUGGAUUACUGGAGCCAGAGGUUUUCCACCUCAACCCGGCAAAGAGUAACACAGACGGCUUCAAAAAGUUCAUCCGCUGGGUCCCGUCUUCACUGUCUUGGUAUGGAGCUUACAUGGUGAAUGCUUACCCCCUGGACAUGUCUCAGUACUUUCGCCUCUUUAACUCAACUCGGAUUCCCAAGCGUGGGCGAGAUGAGCUCUUCACUGAUGAGAAAGGUCGACAUCUCCUAGUUAUGAGGAAAGGCAACAUGUAUGUGUUUGACAUUGUAGACAGGGAUGGGAAUUUGACGAAGCCUGCAGAGAUCCAGUCCCACUUGAAGUACAUUUUGGCCGACCCAACGCCAGCGCCUGCCUAUCCUCUCGGGGUCCUGACCAGUGAGAACAGGGAUGUGUGGGCCGGGCUGAGGGACAAGCUGAUAGCUGCCGGAAACGCAGAGGAUUUACGGAUUGUUGACAGCGCCCUUUUCUCUCUCUGUCUGGACGAUGAAAGCAUGAGGGACCAUAUUCACAUCUCCCACAACAUGCUGCACGGCAACGGCUGCAACCGGUGGUACGACAAGUCCUUCAGCAUCAUUCUGACCAAAGACGGACAGGCAGCCAUCAAUUUUGAGCACUCCUGGGGCGACGGCGUAGCUGUGCUCCGCUUUCAGAACGAGAUCUUCAAAGACACAACCGAGCAGCCGCUGGUACACCCGGGCUCUGCCGCCGCCGCCGCUGUGGAUUCAGCCUCAGCUGUGCGCAGACUGCAGUUCAACCUGGACAGCGAGCUGGAGAAUGGCAUCAAACAAGCCAAGGAGAACUUUGAUUCAGCUGUAUCGAAACUCACCAUUGAUGCCAUGGAGUUCAAGAAAGGCGGGAAGGAACAAUUAAAGAAGAGCAAGUUGAGUCCCGAUGCUAUAGCCCAGCUGGCUUUUCAAAUGGGCUUCCUGAGGCAGUAUGGGCAGACAGUCGCCACUUACGAGUCGUGUAGCACUGCGGCGUUCAAGCAUGGCCGCACAGAGACCAUCCGGCCAGCCACCAUACACACAAAACAAUGCUCACAUGCCUUUGUUUUCCAGCCAAGCCAACACAGUGUGGAGCAGCUACAGGCCAUGCUCAACGCAUGCUCUAAAUAUCAUGGACAGCUCACCAAGGAAGCAGCCAUGGGCCAAGGUUUUGACCGUCACCUGUUUGCCCUGCGAUACCUGGCGAAUUCGAAGGGCCAAGCUCUGCACAGCCUGUACGCAGACCCAGCUUACGCUGCCAUCAACCACAACAUCCUCUCCACCAGCACCCUCACCAGUCCAGCUGUGAACCUCGGAGGCUUUGCCCCGGUGGUGCCUGAUGGGUUUGGUGUCGGCUAUGGUGUCCAUGACGACUGGAUCGGCUGCAACGUGUCCAGCUACCCGGCUCGCAACGUCCACGAAUUCCUGCAAUGUGUUCACAAGUCUUUAGAGGACAUUUUCACGGUCCUGGAAGGAAAGCCGCUCAGCUAAGAAACAGCAUAGAGAAAAAAAAACUAAUAAUUAAUAAGUAAUUUUACAGGGUGAGUGCAGUCAUCAUUCUCAGCUCCCAAACUGCUGUGAUUAACUUCUCUGGGCAAACAUGCACAAAGUGAGAUGAAUAAUAUAUUUAAUACCACUCAAAAGAAACAAGGAGAAUCGCAGUGCAUAAAUAUCAUGUUUUAGGAAUUAAAUGGUUGGUAUAGGUUGGGACUUUAAAUGAUUUAUUUGACAGGCUUUGGAUAUUAUUGUAGGUAUAACAUGACACCUUGUCAGUUUGAGUGUCAUAAAAUUUAAUGUAUAAUGAAAAUCUAAUGCUGGAAAAAUUGUUAGCUUUCCACUUUAACCAAUUCAAUCCACUGGCUUUCCAAGACAGCCAUGUCCAUUCUGACAGCAGUGUACUGUAGCCUAAUGUGAAGUGUUAGCUGUGUACAUAAUACAGUGACAGCUAAAAUUCAGAGUGCUGGUCAUAUUAUUUAUGCAGUAGGGCUUUUCAGAUGUAGAACUUCUCUGCAAUACAGGUUAGAGUAUGAAGUCAGAUUCUGUGCCUUCUCAAAAUGUGAAUUUAACAGCAUUUUGAUUGUCACUGUAAUAACUUCUAUUUAAAGUGUCAUCACUGUUUGUCAUUUACAGCCUUAUUGAUGUGGUUGAAUGUAUUUUGAAAUAAAACUUAAUUACAUUUGCUCCA
Messenger RNA from Siniperca chuatsi (mandarin fish), 3144 nucleotides. RefSeq names its product carnitine palmitoyltransferase 2 (gene cpt2). The record is from RefSeq and is a predicted model, not a curated record. Gene Ontology annotation, molecular function: carnitine O-palmitoyltransferase activity. Gene Ontology annotation, biological process: fatty acid beta-oxidation. Lineage: Eukaryota; Metazoa; Chordata; Actinopteri; Centrarchiformes; Sinipercidae. Gene Ontology annotation, cellular component: mitochondrion. The coding region runs from base 444 to 2450 and encodes 668 amino acids. The transcript has 5 exons.